Molecule: messenger RNA, 1680 nt
Organism: Orbicella faveolata
Lineage: Eukaryota; Metazoa; Cnidaria; Anthozoa; Scleractinia; Merulinidae
Product: neuropeptide FF receptor 2-like
Biological process (GO): G protein-coupled receptor signaling pathway
Cellular component (GO): membrane
Molecular function (GO): G protein-coupled receptor activity
Source: RefSeq, a predicted model, not a curated record
GCUUCGCAUAUUUUCGGCCGUGAUGUGAUCUUCCGGCAGCAUUUCGCUCACCAGCGAUUGUGUUUUGUACUAUGGAAACCUUAUCACGCUGGCGGAAUCUGACUGCAUUAUUUUGCGAACACACCGUUAAGCCGCUAACACCGACAGUACGGUUGAAUUCGAAAACUAAAUCAGCAGACGAUGUUACUAACAUCCAAUACGACGAAUUUAACUGCACAGGCACAAGGGAACUCGCUCUGUGUCACUGUUGAUUCUCCUGCAGAGAAAAUUUCCAGUGUUUGCGCGUACAGCCUCAUUUUGAUGCUGAGUUUCUUCGGGAACGUCUUCAUAAUCAUCAUCAUCUUAAAACACCGAGAGUUACGCAAGACAGUCAACUAUUUCAUCGUGAACAUGGCCGUGUCGGAUUUGAUAUUCGCGCUAGUGGUAUUCCCUUUUCAAAUAACUGGAUUGGUAGCUGCCUCAUCGUACUGGCCCGUCAGGGGAAUCUUGGGAUCCAUUUUUUGCAAGUUAUUCCAUUUUGCUAACCCUGUGUCCAUCCAAGUUUCCGCUCAAAGCUUGGUGUGGAUCGCGAUCGAUAGGUUUGUUGCUGUUGUUUUCCCAAUAAGAAUUGGCUUCAUCUCAACCAAGAUUCGCACCAUGGCUAUCGCAUCCUCUUGGAUUUUUGCAGGCCUGCUCAAUUCUCCAAAGCUGAUAAUUUGGGGACUUGUUCAACAUGGCGACUAUGCGUUUUGCAGCGCCGUAAGAUCAGUUUUCACUAACCACGAGGCUAACUCAGUUUAUGAGUGGCUUCAAGUGACUUUCUUUCUGUUAUCUCCGUUAUUUUUGACAAGCGUUUUGUACACUACAACAGCAAUUGCUUUAAAAAGACAAAAUAAAGCUCUAGCGGAUAGCGCGCCUAAUGUACAACGACUUUCCUUGAAGAAACGAAGACAAGCCAUUCAAAUGCUGGCUGUUAUCGUAGCGUUGUUUUACAUUUGUAUUAUUCCACAAUCUUCGCUGUAUUUCGCUCCCUAUAUACAUUGGAGACCUUCUUGUGCUUUUAUUAGACUGUUUUAUUUUUGGGCGUUUUUCGCUUAUUGCUCGUCUACCGCUGUCAAUCCAAUAAUUUGCCUGUCAUUUGUUGAAAGUUAUCGUCGUGGACUGAAAAACAUUUUGUGUUCCUGCUGUGCAAAGUGGAAUAGUAUGAUGGCGAAAAGUGGGCAAGUAACUUUAAAAGGAAGGGAAAAUGUUCGCGGAGGAAACUGUCCACAAACUUUCAAUGACGACAUAGAAAACUACGAAGAAAGUUUGGAUACUGCUUUGUAGAGAUAUUGGUGUCCCUAAUACAGAGGAAAUUCAACCUAAACUCGCUGGACCUUCAUUACUCUAUCUAUAUGAGUCGAAUCUUAUGAGAUGAAAGUGGAACGUGGGGAAUUAUGGGAAGGUCUGUCUGUCUUUACCUAGUGAUGACCCAUAAUCCUUCACGCCUUCCCGUCUCAUAAAUUUGCCAUAUUUUAUAAUAUUAACCAAAGGCUGAGAAUGGGAAAGUGGUCAUUAAAUUCGUUUUUAAGGUUGUUUUCAUUCUUUCACGCGCCUUACGCAGUUUACAUUCGCCUUUCGGUAGCUUAUUUCUGAAGAUAUCUACUUAUUUAUGCCAACGCAAAAGAAGGAUAUCUUCUAUUAUUUUUAUGGCUCGCAACG